UUGAUGAACUAUGUAGGUAAGCACUAUUUGUGCAAUGGAAGUGAAGAAUAUUACAUGCCAACUUCUAUCCUCCCAAGAGGUUUUAUGUAAUGGAACCAUAUAUAACCUGGAGGAGCGUAAGCUUACAUUUAAAGAUGAAGAGUUUUGGAUAUAUAUUGGAGUUUACAUUGUUUUAGUCCUAUUCGCAGGUCUAAUGGCUGGGCUGACUAUGGGUUUACUGUCACUGGAUCAGAUGAGUCUGAAUGUACUGAAGGAAGCAGGGACACCAAAACAGAAGAAAUAUGCAGCAAGGAUCCUCCCUGUUGUGAAGAGGCAUCAUCUGUUAUUGGUGACCCUGUUGUUGGCCAAUGCUGCUGCCGUGGAAACCAUGCCCCUCUUUUUGGACAGAGUAUCUGACCCAGUCACUGCCAUAGUCGUCUCUGUGACAGCAGUUUUAAUAUUUGGAGAGGUAUUUCCCCAAGCUUUGUGUACAAGAUUUGGAUUGGCCAUUGGAGCUAAUUUAGUUCCGCUGGUUUACUUUUUAAUGGCAAUAUUAUUCAUCAUAGCCUGGCCACUAGCUAAAUUGCUGGACUUUUUACUGGGACACGACCAUGCCACCUUUUUCCGUCGUGCUGAGCUGAAAGCGUUAGUAACUCUACAUGGGCCAGAGAACACGGAGGCUGACUGCAGUGAUGGAGAUGUCUCAAGUCAAGAAAAACUUACUGUGGAUGAAGUGUUAAUCAUAAAGGGGGCUUUAGAAAUGAGAGACAAGACUGCAAAGGAUGCCCUGGUGCCCCUGGAGAGUGUUUUCACAUUGGACAUCAAUGACAAAAUGGACAGUGAUACCAUGAACAGGAUUUUAGAGGUGUCCCACUCAAGAGUACCAAUCUAUGAAGGCAAUAAAGAAAACAUCAUUGGAGUUCUUCUAGUCAAAACAUUGAUUCUUCUGGAUCCAGAUGAUAAAGUGCCAAUACGAAGCUUGAAAAAUACGAAGUCAUGGAGAGAUGUGCAUUAUAUAGAAGAAACAAAACCACUGUUUGAUUUACUCAAUGAAUACCAGCUCGGAAAAGCUCAUAUGUCUGUGGUUCUAAAAACAGAUGAUGGAACAAGCAACAGCAUACAGGCAGAAGGGGGACAACCAUUGCAUAAUGUUGCUGGAAUAAUCACUUUAGAAGAUGUAAUAGAAGAGUUAAUUCAAGAAGAAAUAGUUGAUGAGACAGAUGUCUUCGUGGACGUUCACAAAAGAAUCCAGGUGGCCAGAGCCAAGGUGGCAAAGAUUCCAGGAUUAGCUGACCGUUUUGCUAAAAUGGCAGAAAGAAGCAAAUCACAUCCGCCCACAAGUAAACUGUUGCCACCCAUAGAUCUCCCACAUAGUGGCCUGAAAAAUGACAGGGCUACAUCCAUUAGUGAAAUACCCACGACCACACAAGGAGAUACCAGUACCAACAUGACAAAACCCUCCCAGUCAGGUUCUUUAGAUAAUACAUCAGACACGUACAGUUAUGAUGGGGAUGACACUGCAUUACUAUUGGGAAAGUGAUCUGACAAACUUUGUUAAAAGCACACAAUGAGGGUUAGGUGUUU
Messenger RNA from Lingula anatina, 1563 nucleotides. RefSeq lists its product as uncharacterized. Gene Ontology annotation, biological process: intracellular manganese ion homeostasis; magnesium ion homeostasis. Lineage: Eukaryota; Metazoa; Brachiopoda; Lingulata; Lingulida; Lingulidae. The record is from RefSeq and is a predicted model, not a curated record. Gene Ontology annotation, cellular component: cytoplasm.